UUGUAAGUUUGCCCUUAUAAUCAAUCUUAUUACGUUUAUAGGAUCAUGAGCUGGCCCAGCUCAUCGUCGCCUGUCGUUGGCUCUGACUCUCACUUUUUCUAUGAUGCCUGUAACACAUCGGCAAAGUGCUAUCUGUCAGCGCCCCUUCACAUAUUCAAAUAUACUUGGGGCAAGGCACAUGCCGUUCGUUGGGAACAAUGGAGCAAUACCUAAGCAUGGAUCAAGAGGUAUUAGUAACGAAUAAAAAGUCAUGGAAUUCAAUAAAAGAAAGUGUGGAUAGCCUUAUUACAUCGCUUCCAGUGCUGCUGGGAUUCGUGCUUUCUCGCAUGCUCUGCGCGCACCUGCCGAGGCUGUCGAUGCGCCGAUUUCUUCUGGAGUACAUGCUUGUUGCCAUACCAACUCUUAUUUUCUUCAUGGGGUGCAAUGAUUACCUCCACUUGUACUCCAUAGCGGUUACCGUGGGCCUCGCAUGGUGUCUUCGUCAACGGCAAGCGCUUGGAUUGCAAAACACAAAGUAUGAGGUGGGAAAGCGUCCUCUGGUCUUUACCCUGCUCAGGGCCGUCUGCAACUGUGGAACGGGUGUUGCCAUCCUCGCAGUGGACUUUCCGGCAUUUCCAUUCCGUUUCCGCAAGAGUCGAACGUUUGGCGCCUCUUUGAUGGACUUGGGCAUUGGCUUUUUUGUCGUCACAAUGGGCUUGGUGUCGCAUCGGGCCAGGAAUUUCGCUGAUUUGAAGAAGUUACCCAGGGCGGUGGUUCCUUUGCUGCUACUGGGUCUGGCACGCACCAUUGUAAUAUCGCAAAUCAACUAUGUCCAGGAUGUGCACGAGUAUGGGCUGCACAUGAACGCAUUCUUCAUCCUCGGACUGACCAAACUAUUUGGUGCUCUGUUCAGUCUUUUGGCUAGCUCGGAUGCACAGCUGUUGGGACUGGCUUUAGGUAUUCUCUCUAUUCACGAGCUCGUUCUGCAACUGGGUCUAUGCGAUUAUGUGAUGUCGGAUACGCUGCCGCGCAUUGGCUUCCUGAGCUCCAAUAGGGAAGGCCUGAGUUCUUUACCCGGCUGCGUCGCCCUGUACCUACUCAGCAUUUACUUCUCCAAGUGGUACACUUCCCAGGAUCAUCUGAACUACAAGCAAAUGUGCUCAAAGCUGAAGCGACUCCUCCUGGUAGCUGUUGCUCUCUGGGUUGUGGUCUUCCUCAGUGCCUACCUCUUCGGCAUAGCUCGCGUCACGUUCAACUUUGGAUAUGUGACUUGGACUUCGGCCGUCUCCGUGGUAAUCAUCCUCAUCUCUGCGUACUUCUUUGAGCUGGUUUUGUGCACGCGUCCGACAUUUGGGGAUGGUCACAAAGAAACUAUCAGUUCCCUGCCCACCUAUGUGGAGAGCCUAAACAUGAAUGGUUUGAUCUACUUCCUGCUGUCCAACUUCCUCACGGGAAUGUGCAACAUAUUUUUCGACCCCAAUAACCGCACAACUGUUGAGUGCGUGUUCAUUCUGCUCGCCUACAUGCUGAUCUGUUCAACGACGGUCUUUAUUAUGCUUAAAAAGCGUAUAAGGAUCGCUUAGAAGAUGGCCCACAAAUCGGUUAAUAAAUAAUAUUUUCCCAAAAGU
This is a messenger RNA of Drosophila subobscura, 1607 nucleotides long. RefSeq lists its product as uncharacterized. Gene Ontology annotation, cellular component: membrane; endoplasmic reticulum. Gene Ontology annotation, biological process: protein localization to plasma membrane; GPI anchor biosynthetic process. Gene Ontology annotation, molecular function: glucosaminyl-phosphatidylinositol O-acyltransferase activity. NCBI's taxonomy places the organism in Eukaryota, Metazoa, Arthropoda, Insecta, Diptera, Drosophilidae. The record is from RefSeq and is a predicted model, not a curated record.